Quercus robur (English oak) is the source of this 1116-nucleotide messenger RNA. Its product is annotated as 14-3-3-like protein GF14 kappa. The coding region runs from base 64 to 810 and encodes 248 amino acids. Gene Ontology annotation, cellular component: cytoplasm. The record is from RefSeq and is a predicted model, not a curated record. The transcript is spliced from 4 exons. Gene Ontology annotation, biological process: signal transduction. Lineage: Eukaryota; Viridiplantae; Streptophyta; Magnoliopsida; Fagales; Fagaceae.
UCAAACUGAUUUCCUUUCUCUCUCUCUCUCUCUCUCUCUCUCUUUUUUUCUGUGUUUAGUCCAAUGGCUUCCUCACUGAGCAGAGAGCAGUACGUGUACCUGGCGAAGCUGGCGGAGCAAGCCGAGCGCUACGAAGAAAUGGUACAGUACAUGGAGAAUCUGGUCACCGGAUCAACGCCGGUGUCGGAGCUCACCGUGGAGGAGCGGAACCUCCUAUCGGUGGCGUACAAGAACGUGAUCGGCUCGCUCAGAGCCGCUUGGCGCAUCGUGUCUUCGAUCGAGCAAAAAGAAGAAGGGCGCAAGAACGAGGAGCACGUGUCGCUCGUCAAGCAGUACCGCUCCAAGGUCGAGGCGGAGCUAUCGGAGAUCUGCGCCGGAAUUCUCAGGCUGCUCGAGUCGCACCUGGUGCCUUCUGCUUCCACCGGCGAGUCCAAGGUCUUCUAUCUGAAGAUGAAAGGUGAUUAUCACCGCUAUUUGGCUGAGUUCAAGGUCGGCGAUGAGAGGAAAGCCGCCGCCGAGGACACUAUGCACUCUUACAAGGCGGCUCAGGAUAUUGCACUCACCGAUCUUGCUCCAACACACCCUAUAAGGCUGGGGCUGGCACUUAACUUCUCAGUUUUUUACUACGAGAUCCUCAAUUCAUCGGAGAAAGCAUGUAACAUGGCAAAACAGGCAUUCGAGGAAGCUAUUGCUGAGCUGGACACAUUGGGUGAGGAGUCCUACAAGGACAGCACUCUCAUCAUGCAAUUGCUGAGGGACAACCUCACUCUUUGGACUUCAGAUAUGCAGGAGCAGAUAGAUGAGGCAUAAGGAAUGGAAUAUUGUGCUCCUUGAGGGAGGUGGGCUUGAAUGUCAUACAUUUUCUGUAACCUGCAUAGCGCUGAUCAAAUGUGUCAUUAUAAGCAUCAUGUACUUGUGAUGAUUUGUAUCUCAUUUUAUUUGUUUUAUGGCUUAAAGAGACUUGAGAAGAUUUUUAGGACACUAGCUCUACUUUUAUUUUCCUAUUGUCCCAAAGUCUCCAGUAGUAUCAACUUGAUGUGUGUGAAUGAAUUCUAAUAGCCAGUGAAUGAUCUUCAUUGCAUAUAUUAAAUGUCUUUGAAGAUUGGAGUUUUAAAA